Messenger RNA from Ipomoea triloba (trilobed morning glory), 2019 nucleotides. RefSeq names its product serine/threonine-protein kinase D6PKL2. The record is from RefSeq and is a predicted model, not a curated record. Gene Ontology annotation, molecular function: protein serine/threonine kinase activity; ATP binding. Gene Ontology annotation, cellular component: nucleus; plasma membrane; cytoplasm. The transcript has 2 exons. NCBI's taxonomy places the organism in Eukaryota, Viridiplantae, Streptophyta, Magnoliopsida, Solanales, Convolvulaceae. Bases 337 to 1851 code for a protein of 504 amino acids. Gene Ontology annotation, biological process: protein phosphorylation.
UAGGAGACUGUGGCGGUGGUAGCGACGACCCAAACCCCAACUCCAACCCACUACUUUCACUCUCAUUGGGUCUCCCAAAAACCCCUCUCCUCACACAGCCCAACUCCAUUUUUCAAAUUUGAAAAAACCUCAAAAACCCCAUUCCCAUUCCCAUUCACGGGCUCUAUUGGCGCCCGCAUCUUCCUCGCUGCUCUUUGACCGCCUCGGCGUCGCCAAAAUCCCAUUUUGACCGCCACCCAUUUGUUUUCUUUUCCCUCGCUUUAAACCCAAACCCUACUCUUCUACUAAGAGCCUCAGCCUCGUCCAAAUUUCUUGCCAAACCCAGAAAAAAAUAGCAUGAGCAAAGAGCCCAAUAAGAGCGGAGACGGUGACACUAGCACCACGUUUACCGUGUCUGAGAAGAGUAGCGUGGGCAGUAAGGUCAGCGAUGGGUGUUUUGAGGGGAAAGAUUCCAUUUUUGUGAGUGGCGAAGAUACCCAAUUUGGAGAGAAUGGUGAAAGUGAGAAAUGUAGCUUUAGUUCGGGUAGUUACUGUAAUGGGGACCCGAAUGAGGGUAGUUUUAGGAGUAGUUAUUUGUCGAAACCUCACAAGGCUAAUGAUGUUCGGUGGGAUGCUAUACAAUGUGUGUCGGCUAAGGAUAGGGAGUUGGGUUUGGGGCAUUUUAGGCUUUUGAAGAAGUUGGGGUUUGGGGAUAUUGGGAGUGUUUACUUGGCUGAGCUAAGAGGGAUAGGGUGUUUGUUUGCAAUGAAGGUUAUGGAUAAAGGGAUGUUAGCCACUAGGAAGAAGGUGAUGAGAGCUCAAACUGAGAGGGAGAUUCUUAGCUUAUUGGACCAUCCUUUUCUCCCUACCCUUUACUCACAUUUUGAAACAGAGAAGUUUUCCUGCUUGCUUAUGGAGUUCUGCAGUGGUGGGGAUCUGCAUUUGCUCAGACAACGUCAGCCUGGCAAGCAUUUCUCGGAGCAAGCUGCAAGGUUUUACGCCUCAGAGGUGCUGCUUGCUCUUGAAUAUCUCCAUGUGAUGGGAGUUGUAUACAGGGACCUAAAGCCCGAAAAUGUCAUGGUGAGGGAAGAUGGACAUAUUAUGCUUUCGGAUUUUGACUUAUCGUUGAGGUCUUGUGUGAAUCCCACUCUUAUAAGCUCGAGCAGUGAACCGUCUUGCACGAUGUCUUCGUAUUGUAUCCAGCCAGCGUGUGUUGAUCCAGCCUGCAAAUUACCCAUUUGUGUAGAGCCCGUGUGCUUUCAACCGGCUUGCUUUAAGCCACGCAUUUUCUCCUCCAAAACUGCCAAAACGAAAACUGAACGUGCAACUUUUGUUAAUUUGGAUUCAAGGCCUGUAUUAGUUGCAGAACCGACUGAUGCAAGGUCCAUGUCUUUUGUUGGGACGCACGAAUACCUCGCCCCUGAAAUAAUAAGGGGAGAUGGACACGGUAGCUCGGUUGAUUGGUGGACGUUUGGCGUCUUCUUGUACGAGUUACUUCAUGGGAAGACACCCUUCAAAGGAAAUGGAAACCGGGAGACAUUGUUUAAUAUCGUUGGUCAGCCCUUGAAGUUCCCCGAGGGCUCUGCAGUUAGUUAUGCUGCUAAGGAUUUGAUCCGCGGCCUGCUAGUGAAGGACCCUCAAAAACGAUUAGGAUACAAAAGAGGCGCCACCGAGAUAAAACAACACCCGUUCUUCGAGAGCAUUAACUGGGCUCUAAUUCGCAGUACUCACCCACCCGAGAUUCCAAAACCAGUUGAUCUUACGUUUUUGAAGCAAACAUUCAAGCCGCCACCUACAACUCCUGCGUGUGAAAAUCAAGCCUCCGACUCUGCCAGGUCAUCAGGUCCUUAUUUAGAUUUCGAAUUCUUUUGAAUGAUUUUCACAGAAAUGAUUGUAGUUAGUAGUGUUUAUUGAGGCAAUCUGAUGCCCAUUGCCCGAGCUUCUUUGUAUUCUGUAAGAAAAUUGACUUCACCUUACAAAAAUCUUUUCCUUCUUCCAAUAAUAAAGAUCAUGCUCUUAGCCUUUCCAUUCUUUUAUGAA